Messenger RNA from Teleopsis dalmanni, 612 nucleotides. RefSeq lists its product as uncharacterized. The record is from RefSeq and is a predicted model, not a curated record. NCBI's taxonomy places the organism in Eukaryota, Metazoa, Arthropoda, Insecta, Diptera, Diopsidae. Bases 1 to 612 code for a protein of 203 amino acids. The transcript has a single exon.
AUGUCGGUGCAAAAUGAGAAUGCAGCAUCGCUCGGACAGCAGCGCGAAGACUCGGCACCAGUGGUGAAUCGCGUUUCGGUGAAUGUGCCUCCGUUCUGGCACGAGCGACCCGAAAUCUGGUUCGCGCAGAUCGAGGAGGAGUUCGCGGUAGCAGGUGUGUGCAACGAUAUGACGAGAUUCAACACCGUAGUGGCUGCCAUAGAGUCCAGCAUCGUAGCCGACGUGGCUGACGCAGUGCUUCAUCCGCCAGCAGCAAACAGGUACGAGAACCUAAAAAAACAAAUAAUCGAAUGGUAUGGUGAAUCAGAACAGCGUAAAAUUCAGCGGCUGUUAUCAGACGUUCAGCUUGGCGAUCGUCGGCCUACUCAAUUGCUAAACGAACUGACGACAUUGGCGAAAGAUAAGGUGAGCGACGAAUUCCUGAAAACACUUUGGCUCCAGCGUUUGCCACCACAAGUGCGCGCGAUUCUUCAAACGUCAAGCGUAGAAUUGAGCGAGUUAGCCAAAUUGGCUGACAAGAUUUGCGAGGCAGGCGACUAUCAUCAGAUCUCGGCAAUGUUUUCAGGCAGCGGUAGAACCUGGUCCGAAGCAGAAAAGUGUAUCAGCGCUUAG